Molecule: messenger RNA, 5423 nt
Organism: Linum trigynum
Lineage: Eukaryota; Viridiplantae; Streptophyta; Magnoliopsida; Malpighiales; Linaceae
Source: the annotation of a GenBank genome assembly
CUGACUCAAGAAUUCAAGUUCCAGUCCAUAUUGAGGAUUUGGGACUCUCUUCUGAGUAGUCCAUUUGGGAUCCAGGUCUCUCUCUAUCUCUCUCUCUCUUCAUCUUGAUCUCUCCCCAAAUCGAUUUUCGAUAUAUUCUCAACAGUUGCGUGUUGUGGUUGUGAAGCAGGAUAUGCUGCUGAGGAUUUGUUGUGCAAUGUUAGUUAGCCUGAGGAGUAAGCUUCUGGGUGGGGAUUUUGCAGCCAACCUGAAGUUGUUGCAGCAUCUCCCUGAUGAGAUCGACAUAGAAUACCUCCUCCGAGUAGCUCGCGAUAUCGGUCCAGAUGGUUCAGCUCUGCAUUUUGAUAUGUAACCUGGAUGUUCUGUAUCCAAGGAAUUUCAGAUGAAGAAAGCAAGUGACACAAACACUAAGAACUGUAUGAAGACAGGGUCUGCACCAUUUAGCUUUUCACAUUUUGUUCUGCAGACAAGGUUGGAUAAAUUCUCCAAUAGGAGACAAUACACGUUUUUGGUGGAAUUUUCGUGUGAUCAAUGCAUCAUCACUUUUAAGAAAACUAGUAAACAAUGUUAUUCGAUUCAUACAUCUUCAAACACAUUCAAAUGUGGGUGUUUGAUGUAUAUAAUUUGUACUUCCAUUUCCAUGAUAUUUCAUCGAGAGCUCCGUGACAACAACUACAAAACACAGAGGAACUUGCAAAAUGUUUUUGGUACUACUCCUACAGCAACUGUUCUAGAGAUCUAAAUGUAAAAUUUGAUGAGAUUGUUUAUGAUUUGAUUUGUCUAUCAUCUCGUUGGACAAUUAUUUCAAGAUUAGGUCGUAAGGGUCGUAUGAUUGUCACCGUCCAACAUGCUAAUGAUAUUGGUAUAACAUUAUUUUUAUGCAAUAGCAUAUUUUUAUCUGUACGAUAUUUUAACAUACAAAAUUAUUUCGAAAACUGUAUUCUACCGUCACAGAAUGGUUGACAACAAUCAUACCACAAAAUAUCCUAUGAAUUUGAUAUGGCUUCCUAUACGAUUUCACAACCCUAGUUUCAGGCUUUUAUGGCUUCCUCUACUUCUGCUUAUUUAAAUUCCUGCCACUAUUCUUCAAGGACCAGGAUACCGUACCGGACCGGCCGGUCGAACCGGAAAAACCGGAAACCGGAGGUAAACCGGCACAAUAGAGCUUUGUACCCUUCAAUAACCUGCCGGGCGGUAUUUGCGGUUGGACCGCAAUGGGCCGAAAUUUCGGCCGGUUCAAAAAAACCCAGCGGUCCCUUCAUUUUACACAAACGGCGCCGUUUUAAUGAAAAAAAAAAACGGAAGGCAAGGGAAGCAGAGACGCAAAAACCAUACCUUCCUUUGGCUGGCCCUGCUAACGCCCUCUCUGCCUCUCGUCUCCCUCUCCCAGCAGCGCCGCUCUGCCUCUAGUCUCCCCGCGCCGCGCCGCUCUGCCUCCCCAGCAACCGGCGAUCAACACCACCGGCGACCGCGUCCUCCCCAGCAACCAAACACCAUCGGCAACUCGUCCUCCCCAGCAAUCGAAGGCAUCGUCGUUCACAGCCGCGCCGCGCCGGAGGAGAAACCGAGAAAGAGGAGCUUCGUUGGUCGUUCACAGCCGCGCCGCGCCGGAGGAGAAAGAGGAGCUUCGUUGGUCGUUCACUGGCUGGUUUCUUCCUCCUUCCGUCUCCCGCGGCUCCAAAUCCCUAGUGGCGGUGGUGGUGUAGCUGUACCAGCUUCGUUGUCUCCGCCGUCGACGUCGUGCCAAGGGAAGAGAUAAGGAUUUCCUACCCUGCGUUCUUGUGCCGCCAGUGGGACAACCCUGUCAGCGGGAUCACCAUCGCCUUAAGGUGGAGUUUACUUCUGCUCUUCCCCCUUUCCUUUUCCUCUCAUGCACCAUACUAAAAUCGCUUCAAUUGCUGGGUAUUCGUUGGGAAGAUUUUCAGAAUUCGAAUUCCCUUCUCCUUGCUGGUAGUUUGAUUGCCUUGUCCAUUUCCUUGCUCUGAUUCCAUGUUCUGUUGUGAUGUUUGUUUCCAGUAUUCAUGAUUUACUGGCUCAAUAGAUUAGUUGAUCUUAAAUCGCGGAGUCUUGGUUGCAAUUGGGUGCCUUAUAGCAUAAAUUGGUGUUUUAAUCAUGUUCCGUAGUUGAGCUUUCAUGUAAGAGUUGAACUUCCAUAUGAGGAUCUCCUUCACCAUCUUGGCUAGAAUUAUUUGAUAAUGAAUGCCCAAAACCAAUACUCGUUUAGGUUUUACAUGCCACUUUGUUGAAUGUUCCCGCUUAUUUACUCUUUUACGGUUUCUUAGGCGGUAUAAUCCGGUAUUAUUCCGGUAUUUUCCCGGUAUGGUACCCUAAUUUUAUCGGUACGGUUUUUUAACAGAAAAAUAAUUUUUUUAUUCCAAAAACGGUAUUUACCGGUAGGAAACGGUUGAACCAUGGUUGUACCAUGAUUUACCAUGCCAAAAACGAUUCCGGUUUGAUGUCCGGUACGGUUUCGUAAUCCAUGCUAUUCUUUCUUUUCCUACCGCUCCGCUCCUUCCAACUCCGUGACGUGUUAAUCGGUUCUUUUCUUUUGGCGCCAGUUUUGAACGUGAGGUUCUGGGUUUUGUCGCAAUCAAUUCACAGAGCAUUCAGCCUUUCUGGUAUAUUAGGGAUGAUGGCUACCGAGACUCUGCGAUUGGAAAUCAAAGAAGGUCGAAGCAUGGAGUAAAGGAAAAGAGAUGGCGAGUUCGAUAGUGCGAGAGAUAGGAAAUGCAGUGAAGAAAGCCGCGAGGAACAGAGGGAAAGGAUGGUACACGCCUCACAUGGCUGCUGCAGCAUCCGCUGUCGCGGGAAGAAUUGAUCUUGUUGAUGCUGUCAUUGAAGUUAGAGAUGCUAGGGUAAGUUGGAAGCCUUUUUUUGGCUUUGAAAUUGCAUGUCCACAACCUGUUUGAUGAUUUGCCUAACUGAAAGUGUAUUAAGGAUCUUGUGUGCUUCAGAUCCCUUUGGCGUCCGAGUAUCCACUGUACCGCCAGCGCUGCCCUUCCAAACCUUGGAUCAUUGCUUUGAACAAGAUGGAUCUUGCUGAUCGGUCCCGAGUUAAUGUACUUAGCUCAAGAUCAACUAUUUCCUUCUCUGUUCCCUGUUUGAUUUUGUUUUGGGAAUUGAAGAACUGAAUCAAGCUGUGGGAUUGUUUUUGGCCUCUUAUUGUAGGAGUGGAGCAAGUAUUUUGAGCAGCGUGAUUGCAUUUCUUAUCCUGUGAAUUCCCAUAACAAAGACAAUGUGAAGGAGGUCAAUUUUCCAUUUGCUCAAAGAUGCCAUCUUCUCUCGCAGUAGCUUGACAACAUAUAGUCGUUACUUAUUGAUUUCCAUUCAAUUUAUGUGCAAGCAUCUGUUCCUUCUCUCAUUGAAUGGAAUUUCUGAAAAUUGGGCGAUUGCUAUUUUGUUCUGCAGUUCCUUAACGUCCUGCAAUCACAAGUCCGAGCAUUAAACAAGGACAAUCCGGGUCAGACAAGGGUACUAAUGAUUGUAGGGAUUCCAAAUGUCGGGAAGUCGGCUCUUGCCAAUUCAUUGCAUCAGAUUGGCAGAAUAAGUGCUCGAGGUAGCUCUCUUUUCCUGUCUCUCUGCGCCAUUUCUCUCUAGUUUACAUUUUGAACAUCAAGUUUUUGUCUUUAUUCGUUUUCCAAGAAAGAGGAAAGUUCAGGUAUGCAACGGUGAGUCCACAUCCUGGAGAAACAACUGAUAUCAUUAGCUUGAAGGCAAGUAAUCUUUGCUCUGAUACAUCUUGUUGAUGAAACAAGGGGAAGGCCACAACACUUUCGCUUUAAUCUCAUAUGUGAUAUUCAUAAUUUUGGUGAACCACAUGUGUCGAAAUUUGGUAUUGUUGAAAACUCUAAUUAUGAUGAUACUGACCGUAGCAUGGAUGUAAAUCAGAACACGAUCUUGGCUUCUUCAGGAACUGCAUGGGAACAUCCCUUUUACAUUCCCCUUUCACUUAUAUUGUCUUCUCUUUCCAGCUAUUCUGGCUUUAUGGCUUACUGGGUAUGUGUUCUCAUUCUAUAAUGGAAACUUCCAGAUUGCUAGCCAUCCGAAUGUUUUUGUGCUCGAUACCCCUGGUAUAUUGCCCCCUGAGAUUCUCGAUGUGGGGACUUGCUCCAAGCUGGCUUUAACAGGUGCACUCAUUUCUAUGAUUUUUCCUUCUUCGGUUCUGGGUGCUGAUGUAAGUAUGCAAAAGAUAUGAAAAGGCACACAUAUGUUCCCAAUACACAUGCUUUUGUUCUUCAAAUUCAGGAGCUAUCAAGGACUGUUUGGUUGGGGAGGAGGUGCUUGCUCAAUAUUUCCUCGCUAUUCUAACCUUAGGCAGUGAAUACAAAAAGUGGACAACUACUGGAAAGGGAUGCCUGUAUAGUGAUCAGAAAACAGACGACUCAAGUGGUCUCGAGUCUGCGGGGAAAGGAAGAAAGCAUUCUUUGACCGAUCACACACAGGUAUGAUCAUUUACUUCAUAAAUGGGUUCAGGAAUCAUAAGAGUUCUUUACCAGUAAACUGCAAGUGAAUUAUUCAGAGUAUUUGUUACUGGAAAGGGCCGAAUAUAAUAGUUUUUGUGUUGCUACUCUUUUGUGUUGGCUUCCUUGAACCCAACCAUAGCUGGUGCUAUACAUGGAGAAGGAUAUUAUAUAUCAGCACAACCUAUCUUCACUUUGAGAAUGACAUUCCUGUGCUGUGUUCUUGCAGGAUUUCAUAGUGCAUGAUGUGCGCCAGAGUCUUUCCAAGGCGAUAACGAGUUACGAUGGCGACCUGCAGAACGAGAAGGAAUUGACAGAGCUCGUUGCGAUGCAGUUCACUGCUCUGGAAGAAGCAUUCCGCAUCCCGGGUGGAUUAGGCGAUGAAGGUCGCAGUGUCGUCGUAGCUUCUAAAGUACUUAAUCUGUAUCGUACAGGUAGGCUUGGACACUACAGUUUAGACAAUCCUGCGUUUAUAGAGUAGUGAUUUUGGGAGAUAGUUACAUUACAGAAAAAAGCAGCGGAUUCCAAAAGCACCACCUAGCUUUGUUGCCAAGUUCAUCAAAAGCAAUCAAUGACAUGGUGAAGUUGAAUGGCUUCCCCAUUCAUUUGAUCCUGAGCAUGAUGUUCUUUAUAUAGAUGUUGCUUGCUACCAUUGCUAACAGUGACAAGUCCCAGUUUUAGACCAUCCCAAAAGAAACAAAGAAAACAUAAUAGCCAUUACUUGAUAAUAGACAUUCAUCAUGUGCAUGCAUCCAGCCUCCUACCAUUUGCUUGUUUACUUGUUGCACCGAGAUUUCCUCGUUGAAUACCAAAACUUUAGUUAGUCCUCGGGCUUAGGGAUGGCAAUGGGUCGGGUCGGGGACAGAUAGUGCAUAUCCGUUACCCUACCCAAAGUAGUUUGGGUUUUACCCAUACCCAUACCCACAUAUGAAACGGGUAGAAAACUAAAACCAUGCCCAUACC